Molecule: messenger RNA, 1745 nt
Organism: Alexandromys fortis (reed vole)
Lineage: Eukaryota; Metazoa; Chordata; Mammalia; Rodentia; Cricetidae
Gene: Nr2e3
Product: nuclear receptor subfamily 2 group E member 3
Exons: 8
Coding region: 178-1365 (395 amino acids)
Biological process (GO): negative regulation of transcription by RNA polymerase II; anatomical structure development; positive regulation of transcription by RNA polymerase II
Molecular function (GO): zinc ion binding; RNA polymerase II cis-regulatory region sequence-specific DNA binding; nuclear receptor activity
Source: RefSeq, a predicted model, not a curated record
CUGUGCUGGGAGAAGUCUGGACCCAGAGCCAAGCUCCAGAAGGAAAAGCUCCUAACUCACACGGGAGGGAAGCAGAGGAGAACCAGGCACCGACAGACACAGUAGACAGAGAUUUAGGCUGGGCCGGGCGGCUGCUCACAGGCAGCUGACAGGCUGCCCUUGGGACCUCUGUACCCAAUGAGCGCUACAGUGGCUGCCUCUGCUGUGGCCGUGGCUGUGACAGCCUCCAAGAAGGAGUCCCCAGGCAGGUGGGGCCUUGGAGAGGAUCCCACAGGCGUGGGCCCCUCACUCCAGUGCCGCGUGUGUGGAGACAGCAGCAGCGGGAAGCACUAUGGCAUCUACGCCUGUAAUGGCUGCAGUGGCUUCUUCAAGAGGAGCGUGAGGCGGAGGCUCAUCUACAGAUGCCAGGUGGGGGCAGGAAUGUGCCCAGUGGAUAAAGCCCAUCGCAACCAGUGCCAGGCCUGCCGACUGAAGAAGUGCCUACAAGCAGGCAUGAACCAAGAUGCUGUGCAGAAUGAACGGCAACCCCGGAGCAUGGCCCAAGUCCAGCUGGGCAGCAUGGAAACAGGCAGCGAUCCCCGACCUGAGCCCUUGGCGGCCUCCCCUGCCUUGGCAGGGCCCAGUUCCCAAGGCCCCACGUCUUCAUCGGCAGCCAGAGCCAUGAGCCACCACUUUAUGGCCAGCCUUAUCACCGCCGAAACUUGUGCUAAGCUGGAGCCGGAGGAUGCGGAAGAGAAUAUUGAUGUCACCAGCAACGACCCCGAGUUCCCUGCAUCCCCCUGCAGUCUGGAUGGCAUCCACGAGACAUCAGCUCGCCUACUAUUCAUGGCCGUCAAAUGGGCCAAAAACCUGCCUGUGUUUUCCAACCUGCCCUUCCGGGACCAGGUGAUCUUGCUGGAAGAGGCGUGGAAUGAACUUUUUCUCCUUGGAGCCAUACAGUGGUCUCUGCCCCUGGAUAGCUGCCCACUGCUGGCACCACCCGAGGCCUCCGGAGGCUCUCAGAGCAGGCUGGUCUUGGCCAGUGCAGAGAUGCGUUUCCUGCAGGAGACCAUCUCCCGGUUCCGUGCACUGGCAGUAGACCCCACGGAGUUUGCCUGCAUGAAGGCCCUGGUCCUCUUCAAACCCGAGACACGCGGCCUGAAGGAUCCUGAGCAUGUGGAGGCUUUGCAGGACCAGUCCCAAGUGAUGCUCAGCCAGCAUAGCAAGGCUCACCACCCCAGCCAGCCUGUUAGGUUUGGGAAGUUGCUCCUCCUGCUCCCGUCUUUGAGGUUCAUCACUGCUGAGCGCAUCGAGCUCCUCUUCUUCCGAAAGACCAUAGGGAACACGCCAAUGGAGAAGCUGCUUUGUGAUAUGUUCAAAAACUAGUGGGCGGGUGGGCUAAGUGUGUGCACCUGGGCGACACUCUUGGAGCUGAGUAUUUCCUGUCUUUCUCACCCAGCAAUGCCACAUGUGGGGAUUUGUACCUGGCAGGAACUUCUCCCAAAAUACUUUAUUGGGAUAAUCAUAGCCGUCUUAUUUGGAGCAGCCCUAGCUCUGUUUGCACAGCAGAAUGCAUGGAUGUGUUGUGUUAUAUUCAUAGGAAAAACUUAGAGGGAUCAACAGUGGGUCCACGUGACAACAGAGGGAAAUUUCGUCGGCUAGACGUUCAACAAAAGCCAGGCAUGGGUAACUUUUAUACAGGGUUCAAGACCAGGGAGGGAGAAGGGAAGGAAGGAAGACGGGAAAGAAGAGAAAAUAAAGGAAAC